CUUCUGCACCUUGAAAGUUGAAACCCCAGUAUGAUGCCCGGAGGCUCCAGAAAGCGCGCACGCGGCGGCGGAUGCUCCAAAAAGCGCGCCCGAGGUAGUGGCGGUAGCCAAGACGGAGGCGUUGGCAAGCGCCAAAUCAAAUCCAACUUUCAACAGCCGACUAUUCGCAGGUCUUCAGCUGCCCCAGGCGAACGCCUACUCGGCAGUGAGGUAACUGGUCCCCGCAACCGCAGUACCGCCGCUGCUUCCACGGCUCCAGCUCCUUCCAAUGUGGCAGAUGAGACUUUUAACCUUGUUAACGGGAACUCUUUGUACUUUGCGACAAUAAUUCGAUUGGCGCCGGACUUAGUGGAUGAGAUCAAGCGAUCGGAGGCUCAUGGCGCUACAACGCAGAUCAAGUUUGGCUCAAAAGCAAAUAACUCAGCUGGAAAUGUUAUAAGUGUUGGUGGUAAAGACUUCAGAUUCACAUGGUCACGGGACAGCGGAGACCUCUGUGAUAUUUACGAAGAACGCCAAAGUGAGGAGGAUGGAAUUGGAUUGCUAGUAGAAUCGGGUAGUGCUUGGAGAAAGGUAAAUGUACAGCGUGUUUUGGAUGAAUCAACUAAAAACCAUGUUAAAAUGCGAUCUGAGGAAGCCGAGCGCAAGUCCAAAUCACGCAAAACCAUUGUUUUAGAUUCUCGAAAUACAUCUACAAAGAGUGAAAUGAAGGCUGCAGCUGCUGAAGAAGGUACUCCAUGUAAAAUGGCUUUCAAGCAACCACCUAAGAGAAAGAGAAAAGUGGAGCCACUUUCAGUUACUCCAUCAAAUGGACCUUCAACUUCAUCUGGACACAAGAAUAGCACAAGUUCCAAAGUUCCGGAUCUGCAGUGCAUGUUGUUAACUUUACUCAUGGACAACCAAUCAAAUGGAAUGACCCUCAAGGCAUUGGAUAAAGCUGUUCAAGAGGCCUUUCCAAACUCAGCAAGGGAAAUCGAGAUUUUGCUCAAAAGGGUUGCAAUCUUUCGGGCUCCAGGAAGAUAUUUUCUUAAACCAGGAAUGGAGAGAGAAGCUCUCAAGAAAUAUACAGCUGGAAGUGGAAGUUCUGCAGAGAAUAAAGAUCACACACCAUCUACCCAUAAUAAGCAUGAAAUUCUUGUUCCAGAAACUAGUUUGUCAAUAAUGACUGAUACUAAAGCAUUGGAAGGGAAGUUACAGUUGAGUUCUAAACUUGAAGACACACCAACCUCUUGGGUCAGACCGUCACCUGACUGCUUUGUUGAGCAAAAAGGUUCUGACCACAUUGAAGAUCCAACAGGUGUCUCUAGUGACAGUGAAAGUGCAAGUGACAAAAGCAGAAGUAGAAGCCCUGUGGAAUGUGAAAGUGACAUGUCCUCUAACAGUAAGUCAUCAAAUGGCGGUUUAGAUAUCAUGGGAAGUGAUAGUGACAGGGGGGAACAGAAAGCUUCUGAAAAUGGGUUACUGAAAUUUCCCAUUUCAUUGACAUCUCAAGAUGCCAAACCCUCCCAAUUCUGGAUUGGUGAAAAGGAAUAUACACAUGUUUCAGACAUCUUGGAGAUCGAGAAAGACUUACCAGAUGUGGAAAUGACUGAUGUUAAUGCUGAUUCACGUCUUAUAGAGAAUAAGCUUGUCACUGAAGGAGUUGUUAACGGAAAGCAGGACGAUAAACCUGCCGCCACUAAGAGCGGAAAAACUGGAAACACGCAUAAAAAACAGGUUUCUUUUAGUAUGGACCCACUUUUUGCCAAGGACGUUGUUCAGGACAAGUACCAAACACAUGUUGAUUCACAACCUUUUUAUCAACAAUGUUCUGCAGUUGAUCACAGUGUGGUGGAAUACCAUAGUAAUAAAGCUGUUGAAGUGAAUGGCGAAGAGCGACAUAAUAUGAAAGGAGGGAGCCUAGUCAUCUUCAAUGGAGAAAGUAAUAAUGAAAAACUCUCUUCUGGUGCAGCCCAAUAUGACACAAGGAAUAUUGCUUUCCAGGAGAAAAGAAAUUCUUCUGCUAAUGAGAUCAGCUCUUCAUACUUCAAGUAUGAAAAGAAGGAGCCUGAGUUGAGGGUACCAAUAAAGUGUUUAAUCGAGUAUAAAGAAUAUGUUGAGGAGUAUCAUGAGAAGUAUGAGAAGUAUUGCUCGCUGAGUAAAAACUUAAAGUCCUAUGGGUUUGAGUUUUGUGAAAUUGGUAAGGACCUAAACGCCUGCAAAGGAAAAGACAUGGAGAAAUACUAUGAAAUUUUGGCACGCUUAAAGGAUUCAUAUUGCCAACAUGCAUCUACGCAUAAACGACUAAAGAAAAUAUUCAUCGUGCUUCAUGAAGAACUGAAGCAUUUAAAACAGAUGAUCAAUGACUUUGUUGCCUCAAAUGGAAGAAAAGAAUAACAGAUUGUCCCCUGGUUCCUCCUCGUGUUAAUUUCUGUCGUUUUAUUGGACAAGUUGUGUACACUUCCCAAACAGGUUUUACAUAUCACUCUAGACAUUAGGCUACACGAUGUAAACAAUUUUGUCUCUAUUAAUAUUACUUACUAGUUAUCGUUAUUAUAUUGGGAAAUGUCCUCUUAGUACUGCUCGAUGUCUAUUUCUUCUCGGUGAGUCUAUCCGCUUUAUUUAUAUAAAAUUAUAUACAAUUUUUUCUAAUUUAUUUAUGAACUAUUCAGAUACUUUUUGGCAUGUUAGCCGUUUUAAGGUUAAGUUAGUCCUUCUUAGGGCUUAGCUUUUAAUACUUAUUUAAGGUUAAUGUUUUAGUAGUGGUGACGGAAGUGCCGAUACAGGUGACAACAGCAGUAGCGGUGGCAAUUUGGGUGGCAUCAGUCUAGUGUUUUAGCACCCUAGUGUAUUCAUCUACUAUAGUAGAAAAAUUGCAAAUUGCAUACAUAAAUUAUGUAUCUAGUGAUCUUCUAGAGAUGACCAUGGUUGAGCCGGGUUAGUCGGCAAUUUUUUGUUUUACAUGUACGUUCAGUCAAAUCGCAUUUUUUAUAUUAUUAGGAAUUAAAGAUAUUACAAGCUUUUAUUGGACAAGCAGUAAAUGUUGUAUGAAAGAACACACAUCAAUGUAUGUUCCUCAUUUCAUGCUUGUUGGAUUACCAAGAGCUAGACAUGGAUCUGGUUUAGGAUCAGCCAAUUAUGUACCUGUGAACAUGAACCAUCCCUUGGACUGGAAUCGGGAUCGGGUGGGAGGGAUUGAUGGGGACGAUUCUGGUUAUGACAUAUGAGGAGAGAACCAGCCGGUGUGGUUCCAUUUCUAUAUGUGCAGUUCGUCUCGUGGCUCAUAUGGUAAGACAAGACUGGUGAAAUUCAAUGUAGAGGAGGGCGUCAUUGUUUUAGGAGCUUGUUUUGCGGCAGCAGCAUCGCUGGUUGCGGCGCUUCAGUUUGUGGUGUCCUCUUUGUGUUAUAGAUUUUGAAGAAUGUCUCAUCUCCUUAUACACUAGGUGGAUCUUCAGGUGGAAGUGAUUUUGACCCAAAAGAUCAUGCAGUUUUGUCAGAGCCUUAUGAGUUAUGAAUGAAUUAUUUCGUUAUUUGGGCCCUGAUAAGGACUUUCUCACGGAGGAAAUGGGUGUUGGAAAAAGCAAAAUGGGCUUUCUAUAUCGUCAAUAUCAUAAGCUGGCAUCAACUGUUUGCGCUUCUUUGUCAUGAAGCAGCAGUCAGUCCAUGCAAUUUUGGACGGGAUUUUCACUAUGGGUCAUCCGGAAACAGUCUCUCUGUGCUUUAGUACAGGGGUAAGACUGCGUACAUCCGACCCUCCCUUACCCCACCGUAGGUGGGAGCCUUUGCGGCACUGGGGUAAAUGAAAAUGAAAAAUGAAUUUGCUGCAAUUGUAAUUUGAUGUUGAAUUCUUGUUACAUAAUACGUAAUAUAUGUAUAUCCAAUGGUAAUUACAUUUAAUUCCCCUUGCAACAACAAAUUAUAAAAUUUUCCCUCAAAUUUAUAUACAUUACAGACCCUUUGAGCAGCCAAUUUUUUCGCAAAUUACAUUAUGGAAAAUUUGUGUUAUUUAUAGAAUAAUUGUCUGGUCUAGGGAUGUAUUUGUAAUCUGUAGAAACCUCAUGGGUUAUUUGAUAAUUUGACCAAAUCCCAAGCGAGGUAGAUGUAAAUAACCCUUGUUCAUCUAUUAGAUUCAGAUUGAGUUUUGUACUUUUAGUAAGUUAACGUAUUGACUGAGGGAACCAUAUUACGGUAGUGUUUGCGAGCGCUUCUACUUUUAGAAAAGUGAUUUUUUAAAGUGAUUUUGAAAAAACUGCUCAAUAUUAAAAGUGUUUUAGAAUAGAAGUGAUUAAAGUGGCAAAGUUAAAAGUGAGAGUGUUUGAUAAAAAUGUUAUUUUUAAUGUAAUAUUUUAUUGAAGUACCAAAAUACCCUUAAAGCUGACUCCAAAAUCUUUUGUGAAUAAGGCUUGGAUGUUGUUGUUGUUGUACCAAAAUACCCUUAAAAUAUUAUAUGGUCUAUUUAUGUAUACCCCUUGGUUGAUUGGCCACACCUUUUUCUAAAUACAUACAUAUAUAUAUAUACAUACACACACACACACAUAUAUAUAUACAUAUAUAUAUAUAUAUAUAGGGGCAAGAUCCCGUACAAACCAAGCUUCCAGUGCAAACUACAAACUAACGACAUUCGUUAGAUUGGCUAAAAUAGACCGCUGAUACGUAUGGGCUGCAUUGUUUAAACUGUGCACUGAGAUGCAGGGGAUGAAACAAAUUCCAUCGUUUGAAAUGUUUACGCAUUUAAAAAGGUCACCAAGGUAAUUUUAGAUUUCCAAAACAAAACCGCCGAAAUCAAAAUUGGGAUUAACUUUAGAAAUCCCUAACUUUAUGGUUAAUAUCCACUAAGAAGGUAACUGGCCAUGAAUACCAACGUGAAAAAGGUAAGUUGCAGAACAUACAAACAGAGGAAGCAACUCGGUCGAAGACUGGAGCAAGUUGUUCGAAGCCUGGAGAAAGGUUUUCGAAGAUUUUUUAAGCGAUGUUGAGUGCAGUGAAGACUUGGUGUUUGAUGAAGGUAGUCAUUUUCAUCCCUCCGUUAUAUCAAUACAAAUGCAAAUGGAGCUUGAUGAUCAUUAAUACAAUUUUCAUCCCUCCAUUCUUUGACCUCCUUUAGACUGGGCAGACAUUUCAACGGCCCUCACAACUCGAACUUUGAGGGCCCAGGUUGAUCUGGUAUGAUCAACGUCCCUUAUCAUUGAGUACAAUGUUCUGGGAAUUUUGUUGGUGUUUGUUGCCAUGUUGAGUGAAGGGAGUAAAGGGAGCGUUGGUUUGAAAACAUCCGAUGUCAGCUUUUAU
Messenger RNA from Cuscuta europaea, 5262 nucleotides. The record is from the annotation of a GenBank genome assembly. Lineage: Eukaryota; Viridiplantae; Streptophyta; Magnoliopsida; Solanales; Convolvulaceae.